Molecule: messenger RNA, 3026 nt
Organism: Mucor mucedo
Lineage: Eukaryota; Fungi; Mucoromycota; Mucoromycetes; Mucorales; Mucoraceae
Exons: 13
Coding region: 55-2964 (969 amino acids)
Biological process (GO): rRNA catabolic process
Cellular component (GO): cytoplasmic exosome (RNase complex); nuclear exosome (RNase complex)
Molecular function (GO): 3'-5'-RNA exonuclease activity; RNA binding; endonuclease activity
Source: RefSeq, a predicted model, not a curated record
UCGACGUUUUAACUUUUUUUUUUAGUUUUUUAGAUCUCUUUUACGCUUUCAAGAAUGCUUCGAUCAAAGGCCUUUGUUAAACGUACCCGUAAAGGAAAUGUUGUAAAAGUUGUUAAAGAACAUUACUUGAGAGACGAUAUUCCUUGUUCUUCUCCUAUUUGUAAACAUUGUACACAUAAUUCAGCACCCGUUUUAUCCGCAGAACCUAGAUCUACCAGCACACUCAAACCCCAUUAUCUUAUCCCUGACACCAAUGUAUUUAUUAGUCAGCUCGAUAUUAUGGAACACCCCGCCAUUAAGGACGUUAUUGUUUUACAAACUGUCAGAGAAGAAAUUCGUCAUUUAAGUCUUCCCGUUUAUAACAGACUUAACGCUAUUUUGGCUGAUAAGACCAAGCGUUUCUACAUGUUUGCCAAUGAACAUCAACGUGAUACCUUUAUUGAAAAAUUAAAGGAUGAAACACCUAAUGAUAGAAACGACAGAGCCAUCCGUGUGUCAUCAAAAUGGUAUAAGGAUCAUUUAAAGACAAAUGGUUCAGGUGAAGAUAUCGAGAUUGUUUUAUUGACAGACGAUCGUGGAAAUAGAGAAAAGGCCAAUGCCACUGGUAUUAAAAGCAGCGAUGUUGCAUCAUACGUCGAAAGCAUUAAGGAUGUUCCAGAAUUACUCGAUAUGUUAUCUGCACCUAAGGCUGCAGCUGGUGACAAGAUCGUCUAUGAAGAGCAUUUAAGUCCCGCUCAAAUCCAAAAUGGUAUCAAGAAGGGUAACCUCAUCCAGGCUCCCUUCAACAUUAGUAUGCACAACGUUCUCGAGGCCACUGUUGUAGGUGAAGUUGAGGGAGAAGUGAAGACCGUUUAUAUUUUAGGUCGUAAAAAUUUCAAUCGUUGUAUUCAAGGUGAUAUUGUCGCUGUUGAAUUAUUACCCAAGAGUGAAUGGAAGCGUGGAGCAUCAGUAGCUAUGGAAGAUGAUGAAGAUGAGGAAAAGAUGUUUGGUGAAGAAGAGAUGGAUGAAAUCAACAAAAAGAACGCCGCUAUGUCUGAACAAGAUGGUGAGGCUGAACCCACUGGUAAAGUUGUUGGUAUCAUCAGAAAGAAGUGGAGACCUUACUGUGGUUUCAUUGUGAAGAACACUGCUCCUUCUCAAAAAGAUGCUCAAACAGCAACCAAUGUCAUUUUCCGUGCCAUCGAUCGUCGUAUCCCACCCAUCAGAAUUAGAACUGCUCAAGCUAGUACCUUGCUCGGUAAUCGUAUCGUUGUUGCAAUUGAUAGCUGGCCCGUCACUUCCGGUAUUCCUAUGGGUCAUUUCGUCAAGACUUUAGGUUCAUCUGGUGACAGAGAAACUGAGACUGAAGUUUUGCUAUUGGAACACGAUGUGCCUUAUCAGGAGUUCUCCAAACGAGUCCUUGAAGAUCUUCCUAUUGAAGGUGAACGCUGGGUCGUCCUUGAUAAGCAUUUAAACAAUGAAAACAGACAAGAUUUCAGAGAUUUGAACGUCUGCAGUAUUGAUCCUCCAGGAUGUACUGAUAUUGAUGAUGCCCUUCAUGUCCGUACUCUUUCCAAUGGUAACUACGAGAUUGGUGUUCAUAUUGCCGAUGUUACUUACUUUGUCAAGUACGGUAUGCCUAUGGACACUGAGGCCGCUGCGCGUGGUACUUCAGUCUAUCUCGUUGAUAAGCGUAUUGAUAUGUUGCCUUCUCUUUUGGGUACCAAUCUCUGUUCUUUAAGAUCAAAUGUUGAACGUUUAGCCUUCUCUUGUAUUUGGGAAAUGAAUGAGGACGCUGAGAUUGUUAACGUGAAGUUUACCAAGAGUGUUAUCAAGUCCAAGUUUUCCUUUACCUACGAGGAAGCACAAACACGUAUUGACGAUGAACGUAUGCAAGAUGAUGUGACUAAGGGUAUUCGUGUCCUGAACAAGUUUGCCAAAAUCCUUCGCCAAAAGCGUAUGGAAGCUGGUGCCUUGACUUUAUCAUCACCCGAAGUUCGUUUCAACCUUGAGAAUGAUUCCCAAGAUCCUGUUGAUGUUGAAAUGAAAGAAUUAAAGGAAACAAAUGCUCUUGUUGAAGAAUUCAUGUUGUUGGCAAAUAUCUCGGUCGCUAAAAUGAUCUACUCCAAAUUCCCUAGCUCUGCAAUGCUUCGUAAGCAUGCUGCUCCUCCUACAAACAAUUUUGAUCAACUCCGCAAAACUCUUGCCGAAAAGGGGUUCACCUUGGAAACCGAAAACUCCAAGGCUUUGGCUGAUUCACUUGACAGAGCUGUGUUACCUGAUGAUCCUUAUUUCAACAAAUUGGUUCGUAUCAUGACUACACGUUGUAUGAUGCAAGCCCAAUAUUUCUGUUCUGGUACUGAGCCUGAAUCUGACUUCAUGCAUUAUGGUUUAGCCAGUCCCAUUUAUACUCAUUUCACAUCGCCCAUCCGUCGUUAUGCGGAUGUUGUUGUUCAUCGUUUAUUACAGGCUUGUAUCGAAGCCGAUCUUUCUUACGGUGAAGAGCUUACAGAUAUGACCAAGAUGAAGGAGUUAUGUGAUAAUCUUAAUUUCCGUAACAGAAUGGCACAACAAGCCAGUCGUAGUUCAGUUGAAUUAUUUACAAGUCUUUAUUUCAAGAACAAGAUCGAAGUGGAGGAAGGUCGUAUUCUUCGUGUUUUAAAGAACGGUAUCAUUGUGCUCGUGCCCAAAUAUGGUAUUGAAUCCAUUGUUUAUACCAGCGAAAAGGCUGGAGGACCAUCACCCUUCACAUACGACGAUGACGAUAAGAGUUUGGUUGCUGGUGAUAUCAAGUUAAAGACAUUUGAUAGUGUCAAGGUUGAAAUCACGGUUGAAGGUGACGAGCAUGGUAUGCGUCAAAAGAUGAACAUGAGCUUGGUUGAGCCAUUUGUUGAAGGUAUCAGUGUGGUACCUACUGUUAAGAAGAGAGUGAUUGAAGAGGAUGAACCAAAAUCUGAUAAAAAAGCCAAAAAAACUAAAAAAUAAGCACUGUUACAUUUGAAAGAUAUAAUAUUUAUUCUGAAUAAUCUGUUUUAAUAAAAAAAAAA